Molecule: messenger RNA, 986 nt
Organism: Scaptodrosophila lebanonensis
Lineage: Eukaryota; Metazoa; Arthropoda; Insecta; Diptera; Drosophilidae
Gene: Rsf1
Product: RNA-binding protein Rsf1
Exons: 1
Coding region: 92-667 (191 amino acids)
Biological process (GO): mRNA splicing, via spliceosome
Cellular component (GO): nuclear speck
Molecular function (GO): RNA binding
Source: RefSeq, a predicted model, not a curated record
GUGAAAAAAGUAAGGCUUGUGUGCAGUGGUGGAAAAAUAUUGAUUGGUGGUUAAUUUGCUAGAUAUCUUAAAGUUUGUUUUUUUGUCAAAUAUGGGCGAUCAACGAGGUACCAGAGUAUAUGUUGGUAACUUAACAGAUAAAGUUAAAAAAGACGACCUGGAAGGAGAAUUCACUAAAUACGGCAAACUGAAUUCAGUGUGGAUUGCAUUUAAUCCGCCCGGCUUCGCAUUUGUUGAAUUUGAACAUCGUGAUGAUGCUGAAAAGGCUUGCGAUAUAUUGAACGGGUCAGAACUCUUGGGUUCUCAAUUACGUGUUGAAAUAUCCAAGGGCCGACCACGUCAAGGAAGAAGAGGCGGACCUGGAGACCGAGGUCGCCGUGCUGAUUUCGGCAGGCACAACAUUAAUAGCAGCGGUGGCGGGUUUAGACAGCAGCGUGGCUCUAGUAGCAGCAGUCGCCAUGGAGAGCGUGGCUAUAUUUCCGGCGGUGGUGGUCGUUCUAGCCGCGACGGUAGCAGCAGCGGCUUUAGUCGACGUGACGUUUAUGGCGGAGGACGCGACAGCGGCCGUUACGGAAGUAGCACCAGCAACUACAGCCGCAGUGGCGGGCAAGGAGGCAGCGGGAGUCGCUUUAGAUCCCGUUCACCAGUUGGAAAUCACCGGUUUUAAUAUAUAACGAAUUGAGCCGCAAGUUGUAUAAGGUUCAGUAAAAUUUGAAAAACAAAAUGAUUUAAUUUAUACACCAAUUGCAUUAAUUCAAAUAUUAAUCACGCAAAUACAUAAAACGCAAAUUUAAGCACUAAAAUAGCGGGCUAAUUCAAUAAUCUAAGUUAUUUAAGACAACUACACGAUUAUAUACGGAUUUAGUUUUACCGAAUACUUAGAUAUGUAUGUAUGUAUAUGUAUGUACAUCAAAUUCAAAUAAAUGACCAGAGUUGUAUGCCAAAAUGCAUAUGUAUGUAUGUAUGUACACGGUAUGCUUAGUAAA